UUUCGCCUUGAUCCGACUAUAGACGUCUCUUGGACAGUUGUAGGAUUGCUGCAUUCCAGAGGAAAGUUGCUAGCAUUAGAAAAUUGGUUUAAAACAAUUGAUCGUAGUUGAUUUUUCUAUUUCUACUUUACAAUCGAAUGGAUAGUGUUCAGGCUACACAAGAGAAAAUGAAGGUCAAUCGUACUAUUUCAAGCAACGAAACAAAUGAUGGUACACAAAGAACAUCAUCCAAGAAUUCAGAAGAAGCUAAAGACCAGAGUUUGGAGGCACUCCUUGAUAACAUUGAGGUCUCUGAAGAAGAUAAAAUAGAAGUUCAAGAAGAUGUGGAUAAGAUAGCAGAAAAAGUUCCACUGGGGACUUUUGGAAACCCUAAAUUUUAUUUGCACUUUUUGGCAAUCUACGCUUCAUUUGGUGGAUUCUUGUAUGGAGUGGACCAAACCUUAGUUAGCGGAGCUUUGUUGUAUCUCUUGAAGGAUAUCAAGCUGAAUGUUGAGCAGGAAUCCUUGAUAACUAGUGCAGUAUCUCUAGGAGGUAUUCCUGGAGCCAUAGCAGCUAUUGCAGUCAACGAGGCGCUUGGAAGAAGAGGCGGAAUCAUCAUUGCCUGUCUUUUAGAUACAACUGGUGCAAUAAUGUGUGCAGCAGCCCGAUCUUAUGGUGUUUUGUUGCCUGGAAGACUCAUCUUAGGAGCUGGUAUUGGAAUGGAAGCCAUGACAGUUCCUACGUAUAUUGCUGAAUGUUCACCAAAACAACGAAGGGGAGGCUUGGUGUCUUUAUAUCAAGUGAUGAUUGUAUUUGGGCUACUCGGUGGUUAUGUGGUUGAUGCUAUAUUUACCAACGUUGAUGGAAGUUGGAGAUACAUGCUUGGGUCUUCCCUGGUCUUCUCAACUAUAUUGAUGACUGGUGCAAUAUUCUUCCCUGAGAGCCCUCGUUGGCUAAUGAAGCGAGGAAGAUAUCAGCGAGCCUUAGUUGUUUGGAGAAAAUUAAGAGGCUUUCGAGGAGAAGAAAUUGAAGAAUUUGUUCGAAUGAAGAAAGUUGUGGAGACAGAGAGACAAUUUGCAAAACCUUUUCUGAUAGUCAUGAUGGACUUUUUGCGUGUUCCACAUUGUCGUAGAGCGUUUGAGUUAGGUGUGGGAAUCAUGUUUAUUCAGGAAUUCUCUGGGGUUGCAACUAUUAAUUAUUAUACUGGAACCUUGUUCGAGAAAUUGGGCAUGACUCCUAGUCAUUCUGUUUACAUGGGAAUGAUAGGAGAAGGAGUAUUUUUCUUUGCAACUAUUCCUGCCAUAUACCUUAACGAUAAGAUUGGUAGAAGAUGGUUGUUAUUAUCAACCAUGCCUGGCAUCAUUUUGGGUCUCAUCAUAACUGGCUUUUCUUUCUACGCAAGUGAUAAAAGUUCAAAGGUGGGACUCUAUACCUGGGGAGUUGUUACGUUUUAUUUGUUUUGGGGUCCUGGAAUGGGACCGGUACCGUGGACUAUCAAUUCGGAAAUAUUUCCAACCUAUAUCAGAACUUACGGCGUAGCCAGUUGCACAAUCAUGAAUUUCUUUGGCAAUUGGCUCACAUCAUAUGAAUUUCUCAGAAUGGAGAAGCACAUGACGGAUCCUGGAGUUUUCAUCGGUUUUUACGGUGGGAUAGUUUUUCUUGGUUGGAUCUACCUUGUUUUAUUUAUGCCUGAAACGAAAAAUCUCACUCUGGAAGAAAUUAAGCAAACGUUCUCUCUUAGCCAUGUGGAAAUUGCCAAAAGAAAUUGGCAAAAAGCUAUUGAUGACUGGCAUUUUAUCAAAGCAUAUUUUGGCAGACAGCGCAGUCGUCAACAAAUUGUUCAUCCAGUAUCUCAAACAGUAUAAAGGAUCAACACAUACAUGAAUGACUUGUUUGGGUU
Molecule: messenger RNA, 1879 nt
Organism: Galdieria sulphuraria
Lineage: Eukaryota; Rhodophyta; Bangiophyceae; Galdieriales; Galdieriaceae
Product: MFS transporter, SP family, sugar:H+ symporter
Exons: 2
Coding region: 138-1844 (568 amino acids)
Biological process (GO): transmembrane transport
Cellular component (GO): membrane
Molecular function (GO): myo-inositol:proton symporter activity
Source: RefSeq, a predicted model, not a curated record